AUGGUUGACAAGCUCGAGAAAGAUGACGUCGUCCACGCGGACAUCGUCAACGAGAAGGAACAUCUCCGAGAGAAGAUCAUCACUGGUAAUGAGGUUUUCAACGAGGCGCUGCUUCUGGAGCCGCCCACACCCUUCAGCAAGAGCAUGCUGCUCAUCUAUGCCUGCUCCAUUAUUGGCAUGUUCUGCUCGACGAUGAAUGGCUAUGACGGCUCCCUCAUCAACAACCUUCUCCAGAACCCCGACUUCCGCGAUCGGUACCAGGUCGAAAAUGACGGUGUUCGUGCCGGUAUCUUCGCUGCCAUGUACCAGAUCGGUGGUGUUGUUGCUCUCCCCUUCGUCGGCCCCGCUAUCGACACUUGGGGCCGACGGGUUGGCAUGUUUAUUGGUGCCUUGACCGUCGUUGUUGGUACCAUCGUCCAGGGUGCGGCGCAAUACCCCAGCGCUUUCCUCGGCGGUCGUUUCCUCCUCGGUUUCGGAGUUUCCAUCGCAGCCGCGGCUGGACCAAUGUACGUUAUUGAGAUCAACCAUCCCGCCUAUCGCGGUGUCGUCGGUGCCUUCUACAACACGCUUUGGUUCUCCGGUUCCAUCAUCGCUUCUGGAGCGACCCGUGGCUCUCUGGACGUCUCCUUCCCUUUCUCGUGGCGCCUCAUCACCUGGCUCCAGGCCCUCUUCUCGGGUAUCAUCGUCGUUUUCUCGCUCCUCCUUCCCGAGUCGCCCCGUUGGCUCUACGUCAACAACAAGCAGGAGCAGGCCAAGCAAAUGCUCACCAAGUACCAUGGUAACGGGAACCCUGAAUCUGCUUGGGUAAAACUCCAGAUGCGUGAGUACGACGAAGCUCUUGACCUCGACGGUUCCGACAAGCGCUGGUGGGAUUACCGUGCGCUCUUCCGCUCGCGCGCCGCCGUCUACCGCCUCAUGUGCAACGUCACUAUUUCCAUCUUUGGUCAGUGGGCCGGCAACGCGGUGCUUUCGUACUUCCUUUCGUCGGUCCUCGAUACCGCCGGCUACACGGGUGUGUUUGAGCAGGCCAACAUUACGCUCAUCAACUCUUGCCAGCAGUUCCUCUGCGCCAUCGUCGGUGCCACGCUCGUCGACAGGAUCGGCCGUCGUCCCCUCCUCCUCUUCUCGUUCGCUGGCUGCAGCGUCAUCUGGCUCGGCAUGACGGUCGCUUCGGCCAUGUUUGCGAAGUCCCAGGAUGGCUUCGACGAAGACGGCGAACCCAAGUACACCAACGAGGCCGCCUCGAAGGCCGCCCUCGCCAUGGUCUUCAUCUUCGGAUCCGUCUUUUCGUUCGGCAUCACGCCCCUCCAGGCUCUUUACCCCGUCGAGGUCCUCUCUUUCGAGAUGCGCGCAAAGGGUAUGGCGUUCUCGUCGCUCGCCGUCAACGCGGCCGGUCUGCUCAACCAGUUCGCCUGGCCAGUUUCGAUGGCCAAAAUUGACUGGAAGACGUACAUCAUCUUUACCAUCUGGGACGCCAUCCAGGUGAUUGUGGUCUACUUCUUCAUCCCCGAGACCAAGGGUCGCACUCUCGAACAACUGGACGAAAUCUUCGACGCCAAGAACCCUGUCAAGAUGUCGACGAGGAAGAAGAAGGUUGCUGUCGACGAUGAGGGCCAUAUUGUUGAUGUUCGCGACGCCUAA
This is a messenger RNA of Scedosporium apiospermum, 1641 nucleotides long. RefSeq lists its product as uncharacterized. Gene Ontology annotation, molecular function: carbohydrate:proton symporter activity. Gene Ontology annotation, biological process: transmembrane transport; carbohydrate transport. The transcript is spliced from 3 exons. Gene Ontology annotation, cellular component: membrane. The record is from RefSeq and is a predicted model, not a curated record. NCBI's taxonomy places the organism in Eukaryota, Fungi, Ascomycota, Sordariomycetes, Microascales, Microascaceae. Bases 1 to 1641 code for a protein of 546 amino acids.